Messenger RNA from Pangasianodon hypophthalmus (striped catfish), 2962 nucleotides. Its product is annotated as sialoadhesin-like. The transcript has 8 exons. Bases 884 to 2962 code for a protein of 692 amino acids. The record is from RefSeq and is a predicted model, not a curated record. NCBI's taxonomy places the organism in Eukaryota, Metazoa, Chordata, Actinopteri, Siluriformes, Pangasiidae.
UUUUUUCUGAUGUUGUUCAACGGUGCGUUUUCUAAAAGACUAAUCUUUUAAGUGUUUCCCGAAGAGCUUGUCCAGACCUUGUCAACCAACGGAGGAUGCAAACGCCCCUGUAAAUUCAAAUAAAUACAUUAAUAAUAGGAGAGAUGGUGAUGAAUAUCCAGUGCACGUGGUAGCUGUAUGAAGUGUUGUACAUGUUCUUUGAGAUGACUGUGUUGUCCUAUUAACUGGAUUAAGGUUAAGCCGGACCUGGAGCAGGUGGAAAGAUGGAUUCGAUGGAAAUUCACUUCAGCACGUGUCUACACUUUUCCUCCUCUGAGCGAGAGACAUUUUCAUUAACGUCUUACCUGCAACCCUUCUCUCAUCUGCACUUAUGUUGUGCCAGAAUUUGAAAUAUUUUUCCUUUGACAGUCACUGAAAGCGCUACAGGUGUUUGUGCCAUCAUCUUCAGUGUCUUCCCACGUAUCUAUCUAUCUAUCUAUCUAUCUAUCUAUCUAUCUAUCUAUCUAGUGUGUGUGGUAAGAAGUGUUUCAGCCCUACUCUAGCAUGCACAUAUUUAACUACGCUGAUGAAGUGAUCGACUUUAUAGUGCGGAAGAAGAUAUAGAGUACAGUAAGAGACGAUAUUUUUGUUCCUGUGUAAAGAAAUGAAAAGGAAGAGACUCUAUGAUAAAAGGUCGAGCUAACACUUUGCUGUGGUUAGUGAACCGUUAGUCUUCAUAAAGGCAUCAUAAAGAAGCUCAUAACUGCUUUAGGGUAAGAGUGAAGGGGGAGGAGGCUAGCGGUUAAGGCAGUUGUUCGUAAUGUUCAUUUCUGCCAAGAUUUUUUAACAAAAACAUAUUUUGUAGAACUUUAAGUGUCUGUUGGGUCUGAAGGCUGAUGUCGCCAUGUUGUCCAGAACGGCAGGAGAUAUUACAGCAGCAGUAAUCCUCAUGUUACUGACAGGAGUACAAGCUCGGCGCAGUGUAACUCUCUCCUCUCAGAGUCUCUGUGCUGUUACUGGAUCCACUGUAAAAAUCCCCUGUACAUAUUCAAGGUAUUAUUAUUCCAGUGUCACACAAAGAGAGUGGUAUCGAGUCCAGAGCUCUGAAAGAGAAGCACGAGUCCUGAACAAAGAUCCACAAUACUCAGGACGAGUGUCUGUAAGCACAAUGAUGUCUAGCUGUGAGCUGACACUGAGGAAUGUGAGAGUGAGUGACUCUGGAGUUUAUAACUUCAGAUUUAAAAUGCACAGAAGUGACUGGAGAUCAUCCUCAUCUGGAGUUCAUCUGACUGUUACAGACUUGCAGGUGAAGGUGGAUCCUAACACUGUAGGACAGAGAGAAGUGAAAGUGACCUGUAGCUCCACCUGCAGCCUCAGAACACACAGUUUCUACUGGUACAGGAAUGGCCGAUACAGCAGAUCUACCAAUGACACCUCUUUUAUGCUCGACUCCACCCGUCCAUCUAAUGGGGGAAGCUACUCCUGUCGAGUGUAUGAGAGUUUAUCCCGCUCUCCCCCAGUGUGUGUAUUGGGUAAAGAGUGUUGGGGUGUGACUUACAAUCUUGAUCAUGUGUGUGCUCUGAAAGACUCAUCGAUUGAUCUCUCCUGCUCAUAUAAACACCCUGCAGGCCACACAGUGAUAAAAUCAGUGUGGUUCAUUAAAGUGCAGGCUGACGCUGAGGCUGUGGAUGUGAGAGAGGAUGAGGAGUAUCGGGGCCGAGUGCAGUACACACACAGCUCCCAGAAUAACUGUAGUCUGAGAAUCACUAAUCUGACAGAGAGAGACGCUCAAACAUACAGAUUCAGAUUCUACACUCACCAGGACAAAUACACCGGCCAACCUGGAGUCACUCUGUCUGUCACAGAUCUGAAGGUUACAGUAUCAGACUCGGGUAGUGAACAAAAGACGCUGAGCUGCAUCACCACCUGCACUCUGUCUAACAACCCCACUUACAUCUGGUACAAGAACGGAGAGCGUGUGUCUGACUGUAAAUCUGCCUCCUGCUCUGUAGCUGCAGUCAGUGGUGCGGUCAGUUACAGCUGUGCUGUUGAAGGCCAUGACAGUCUCCUCUCUCCUCCAGUGUGUGUACUGGGUCAAGACUGUUGGGGUGUGACUUACACUCCUGAUCAUGUGUGUGCUCUGAAAGACACAUCUAUUGAUCUCUCCUGCUCUUAUAAACACCCUGCGGGCCUCACAGUGAUAAAAUCAGUGUGGUUCAUUAAAGAACAGGCUGAUGCUGAGGCUGUGGAUGUGAGAGAGGAUGAGGAGUAUCAGGGCCGAGUGCAGUACACACACAGCUCCCAGAAUAACUGUAGUCUGAGAAUCACUAACCUGACAGAGAGAGACGCUCAAACAUACAGAUUCAGAUUCUACACUGAUGAUCCUCAAGGCAAAUACACCGGCCAACCUGGAGUCUCUCUUUCUGUCACAGAUCUGAAGAUUACGGUAUUAGACUCAGGUAGAGGACAAAAGACGCUGAGCUGCAUCACCACCUGCACUCUGUCUAACAACCCCACUUACAUCUGGUACAAGAACGGCCAGCGUGUGUCUGACUGUAAAUCUGCCUCCUGCUCUGUAGCUGCAGUCAGUGGUGCGGUCAGUUACAGCUGUGCUGUUGAAGGCCAUGACAGUCUCCUCUCUCCUCCAGUGUAUUCCCCUAAAAACACCAGAGCAGUGGUUCUUUCCUCUGGAGACACAGUGGAGGGGGGUUCAGUGACUCUGAGCUGUAGCAGUGAUGCAAACCCUCCUGUUCUCAACUACACCUGGUUUAAGCAGAGAGCAGAUGCAGACACACUGCUGACAACAGGCCAGAAUUACAGCAUCAGCAACAUCAGCUCCCAGCACAGCGGACUGUACUACUGCACUGCUCGCAACCAGCUGGGACAGCACAACUCUACACCAACACACCUGGACGUGUUACGUAAGCGCAGUGUCAGUCUUCUAUGUAACUAUAAAGAGGAUGUCUUAAGCAAAAUUAACUGA